Molecule: messenger RNA, 1461 nt
Organism: Plasmodium yoelii
Lineage: Eukaryota; Apicomplexa; Aconoidasida; Haemosporida; Plasmodiidae
Product: conserved Plasmodium protein, unknown function
Exons: 4
Coding region: 1-1461 (486 amino acids)
Source: RefSeq, a predicted model, not a curated record
AUGAAAAUAUUGUAUUUGAUUAUACUAUGCUGCAUUACUUCCUUUAGACACUUUCAAUUUUGUUCAAAUAAUAAUGUUGUCGAAAAUAAUAAAACACCCCAAAUAUUUAGGAAAAGGCCCCGCAAAAAUAAUAAAAAUGAUUUGACUAAUGUAAUAGAUUUCUCUUUUAUAAACACAAAUAGCGAGGGAAAUAAAUCAGAACAUCCUGAAAAUGAAAAAAACAAAAAUAAUGAACACGUCGAAAAUAAAGAAAACCCAAAAGUAAAGGACAAUCAUGAUCAAGAAAAAAAUGACGAUAAAGGCAAAAAGGAUAAAAAAACAGACAAAAAAAAAGAUAUGGAAGAUGAUGAUUUUGAUAUAGAAGAUUUUGACGACGAUGACGAUGAUGAUGAUGAAAUAGAUGAAAAAAAAUCCAAAACAAAAGGAAAUAACGAUAAAAAUAAAAAAAUAGAGGAAAAGAAAAAUGAUGAAAAGAAAAAAGAUGAUAAGAAAAAAGACGACAAUAAAAAAGAUGCCAAGAAAAAAGAUAAAGACGAUGAUGAUGACGACGAUGAUAAUCUUGAUGACGAAGGUGAUGACGAUGAUGAUGAUGAUGAAGAUCAAGAGGAUAAACCCUCCAAAAAAAAUAAAGGAAAUAAUACAAAAGACGAAAAGAGUAAUAACAAACAUACAGAAAACUUAAAAGCUGAGAAAAAAACAGAUAAAGAAAUAAAAAAACACAAAAAUAACGAAGAUAUUGAUAAUACCCAUAAAAAGGAAAAUCACAAUAAUAAUAAUAAUAGUAAUAAUAAUAAUAGUAAUAAUAAUAAUAGUAAUAAUAAUAAUAGUAAUAAUAAUAAUAGUAAUAAUAAUAGUAGUAAUAAUAAUAAUAAUAAUAAUACCGAGACAAAUAAUAAUCAUCAUGAGGAUAAUCACAACGAAAACAAUCAAUCAAAAACAAACUCAACCAAUUCAAAUACAAAUCAUUCUGAGCAAAAUCAUAAUGGAAAUAUAAGUAUGCCUAAUGUAAUGGAAUCAAUGUCCCCCAUAGUUGGGUAUACUUUUCAAAAAAAGGACAACACACCUAUUACCCAUCCCAUUAAUACGAUAUCAAGUGAAGAUAUAAACAUUCCUGAAGAUAUUAAGAAAGACUUUAUGAAAUUAUUAGCAAGCGUAAUUAAACUUAACACUAAAGAUAGUUCACAUCCUUCUAAUCAAUUUAUAGAAAAUAAUAAAUCAACGAAUCCAUUAUUACAGAAUAAUCCUAACCAUGAGCAUGCAAACAACUCAUCAUUUAUAAAAAACAUAUAUUACCAUUUCAAAAACCAUUUAUCAUAUUACAUAAUAGGAACGAUAGUUUUGUUUAUUUUAACAUUGCUAAUUCAGGCUUCAAAUGUAAGUGAUGAUAAUAAAAAAAAAAAAAAAAAAAUUAAAAAAGAUAGGAGCCAAAUUUCCAAUUACAGACGAACGGUUGAGUGCUAA